Penicillium subrubescens is the source of this 3942-nucleotide messenger RNA. RefSeq lists its product as uncharacterized. Gene Ontology annotation, cellular component: mitochondrion; cytosol. Gene Ontology annotation, molecular function: metal ion binding; metalloendopeptidase activity. The transcript is spliced from 2 exons. Gene Ontology annotation, biological process: peptide catabolic process. NCBI's taxonomy places the organism in Eukaryota, Fungi, Ascomycota, Eurotiomycetes, Eurotiales, Aspergillaceae. The record is from RefSeq and is a predicted model, not a curated record. Bases 177 to 3737 code for a protein of 1186 amino acids.
UAGCAAUCAGUGUCCCCUCUCUCGUCAUCGCUUUCUUCAUUCCAAUCCCCUUUGGUGUGCAUCAUACCUCCCUGAUUUCAUCCUGUUGUGAAUUGGCAUAUCCUUGGCCACGGAGCCGCCACCAGCUCCAUCUCAUACUCCCCCUCCCAUUCUCGGGGUUCUGAGGUCAUUCCUUAAUGCUCGCAAGGUCCUCGACUGUCACUGGACGUCCUUGGUUGUGUUACAAAGGCCUGGGUUGCAAUCCAUCUGCACGCUCAUAUUUGCUAUUUCACAUCUCAUCCGUGACUCGCUCCAGCUCUUUGACCGCCCCGGUUCAUUCAUCCAAGCACCGUUGGGCCCGCUCAUUCUCCCACUCCUCCUCCCCGAUCCUUUCUGCCAACUCUCCAAUCAUGACUCAGAUCGAACGCAUUACAGAGAAUCUGGAAAAGCCUGAGCUGGAUGACCGGUCCUACCGGGUCAUUCGUCUGCCGAAUCAGCUCGAGGCUCUUCUAGUGCAUGACCCCGAUACCGACAAGGCGAGUGCCGCGGUUAAUGUCAAUGUGGGCAACUUUUCCGAUCAAGAUGAUAUGCCAGGGAUGGCUCAUGCAGUCGAGCAUUUGUUGUUUAUGGGAACGAAAAAGUACCCCAAGGAGAAUGCCUACAAUCAGUAUCUAGCCGCCCACUCUGGCUCGUCAAAUGCAUACACGGCUGCCACCGAGACGAAUUAUUUCUUUGAGGUAUCGGCUACCGGCGACUCUAGUGCCCCCAAGUCUACAGGACAGAACACCCCCACCGAAUCUGCAAAUGGCACCAAUGGGAUCUCCUGCGAGACCUCAUCGACAAUCGCUGCAGAUUCAGAGGGAAAAUCGCCUUUGUAUGGGGCUCUUGAUCGAUUUGCCCAGUUCUUUGUGUCCCCGCUUUUCCUAGAGUCGACAUUAGAUCGUGAAUUGCGAGCCGUAGACUCGGAGAACAAGAAGAAUCUGCAGAGCGACCUCUGGCGGUUGAUGCAACUGAACAAGUCGCUCUCCAAUCCCAAACACCCGUACCAUCAUUUCUCCACCGGUAACUUGCAGACCUUGAAGGAAGAUCCGCAGAAACGCGGUCUCGAGGUUCGCAGCGAGUUCAUUCGGUUCUAUGAGAAGCACUACUCGGCCAAUCGGGCGAAGCUGGUAGUCCUGGGCCGAGAGACCCUGGAUGUGCUCGAGCAGUGGGUGUGGGAACUGUUUGCGGACGUUGAGAACAAGAACCUGCCCCAGAACCGCUGGGAUGAUGUCCAACCUUUCUCUGAGGAAGAUAUGUGCACUCAGGUGUUUGCCAAGCCCGUCAUGGACUCGCGCUCUAUGGAUAUGUACUUUCCCUUUUUGGAUGAGGAGAAUCUGAAUGAUACCCAGCCUAGCCGGUAUAUCAGCCAUCUGAUCGGCCAUGAAGGCCCGGGCAGUGUGCUUUCUGACCUCAAGGCAAAGGGCUGGGCAAAUGGACUAUCCGCAGGCGCUAUGCCUAUCUGCCCUGGAUCGGCUUUCUUUACCAUCUCCGUGCGACUGACUCCCGAGGGUCUGAAGCAGUACCAGGAAGUCGCCAAGGUGAUUUUCGAGUACAUUGCGAUGAUCAAGGAGCGCGAGCCGGAGCAGUGGAUAUUUGACGAAAUGAAGAACCUGGCCGAGGUGGACUUCCGGUUCAAGCAGAAGACCCCUGCCAGUCGCUUUACCAGCCGCCUGAGCAGCGUUAUGCAGAAGCCCAUGCCUCGCGAGUGGCUGCUCAGUGGAGCUCUGCUGCGCCGUUUCGACGCGGAUAUCAUCAAGAAGGCCAUGUCCUAUCUCCGUGCUGACAACUUCCGUCUCAUCAUCGUGUCUCAGGAUUACCCUGGCCAGUGGGACCAGAAGGAGAAGUGGUACGGUACUGAGUACAAGGUUGAGAAGAUCCCUCAGGACUUCUUGAGCGGCAUUCAAACGGCUUUGCAGUCCACUGAGGCCACUCGCACCUCCAAUGUGCACAUGCCUCAUAAGAACGAGUUUGUGCCGACCCGCUUGUCUGUUGAGACCAAGGAGGUUGCCGAGCCCGCAAAGACACCCAAAUUGAUCCGGCAUGAUGACCGUGUUCGCUUGUGGUUCAAGAAGGAUGAUCGUUUCUGGGUGCCCAAGGGUACUAUCCAUGUGACUCUGCGUAAUCCCCUGGUGUGGGCGACACCCGCCAACCUCAUCAAGACGAAGCUCUACUGCGAGUUGGUCCGUGACAGUCUGGACGAGUACUCGUAUGAUGCCGAGCUUGCUGGAUUGGACUACCACCUUGCGGCCAACAUUCUUGGCCUGGAUAUCUCUGUUGGCGGCUACAAUGAUAAGAUGUCUGUGCUUUUGGAGAAAGUGUUGAACACCAUGCGGGGUCUGGUUGUCAACCAAGACCGGUUCAACAUCAUCAAGGAGCGCCUGACUCGGGCGUUCCGUAACGCCGAGUAUCAGCAGCCCUUCUACCAAGUCGGUGACUACACUCGGUACCUGCUGUCUGAGCGCAGCUGGGUCAAUGAGCAGUACAUUGAAGAGUUGGAGCACAUCCAAGCCGAGGAUGUGAUCAACUUCUUCCCACAACUGCUCGAGCAGACUCACAUCGAAGUCCUUGCUCAUGGUAACUUGUACAAAGAAGAUGCUCUGCGCAUGACGGAUAUGAUUGAGAAGACUCUGGAGGGUCGUGCCCUGCCACCCUCGCAGUGGUAUCUGCGCCGCAACAUGGUCAUCCCCUCGGGUAGCAACUAUGUCUACCCGCGGACUCUCAAGGACCCGGCCAAUGUCAACCACUGUAUCGAGUACUAUCUUUAUAUCGGCUUCUUCUCCGAUGAUUCUCUCCGCGCCAAACUGCAGCUGUUCUCUCAACUGACGGACGAGCCUGCAUUCGACCAGCUCCGUAGCAAGGAGCAGCUUGGUUAUGUCGUAUGGAGUGGUUCCCGCUACAAUGCAACCACCAUGGGCUACCGGGUGAUCAUCCAGAGUGAGCGCACUGCUCAGUACCUGGAAUCUCGCAUCGAAGCCUUCCUCCGCGAGUUUGGAACUACGCUGGAGAACAUGCCCGACGAUGAGUUCGAGGGCCACAAGCGCAGUGUGAUCAACAAGCGUCUGGAGAAGCUCAAGAACCUGGGCUCCGAGACUAGUCGCUACUGGUCCCACGUUGGAUCGGAGUACUUUGACUUCUUACAACAUGAGACUGAUGCCGCCAAUGUGCGCUCGCUGAGCAAGGCAGACCUGAUUGCCUUCUACAAGCAGUUCAUUGACCCGUCGUCCACGACUCGUGCUAAGCUGGCUAUUCACCUGAAUGCGCAAUCCGGUGCAAGCCCUGCGGAUGGCGAUGCCUCGCAGAAGCGGUCUCGCCUGAUUGAGUUGGUCAAGAAGCAGCUUGACGCUGCUGGAUUCGCUGCGGACAAUGACAUUCUGACUUCCGCGUUCGAACAACUGGAUAUGGCGGUCGUUGACCGUUCCCAGAUUCUGUACAUUGUCAAGACUUUCCUGGCCACGGAGCUAACCUUGUCAUCUGAGCAAAUUGCCGUGGUAACCGAAAAGUUCGAGGAGAACCUUGGUGUUCAAUUGAAGCAGCUUGGAUUGGAGCCGGAGACUAAGGAGCAAACCAACCGGACCAACGGCACCUCAACCACCAGCCCCAAGGAAGCUACCGUCAUCACGGACGUGUCUACCUUCAAGGCUCGUCUGCCUGUCAGCACCGGUCCCGUGCCUGUGUCUGAUCUUACUGAGUUUGAGGACUUUGAUGCCAAGCUGUGAAUUAUCUGCAUGUGUUAAUCUUUCUAUCCAAAGCGAGUUGGGUAUGUUGUUUGGAUCUUGGAGCUUGGGCCUCGGAUUUGGAUAAAAUAUCACGAGAGGUGUGGAGUUGAGUGUAGAGAGGUAUGGCUUUGGAAUUGGGAUAUACGCUGUAAUCAAUCACAUUUACUUAACCCAUUUAACCAAUCAACCACAACAUCAUCAGUUA